CCCAAGAAGACUCAAGGUUGUAACUGCUGCCGAAGGUGCUGCAACAAAGUACUAAGUAAAGUGUCUAAAUACGUAUAAAUGUGUUUCAGUUUAUAAGUAGACCAGAUCUAGCUGCUAUCACGUUGGUGUCUACUGAAGGGUUGGUUGUUUAACAAAACCGAAGUGUGCUCAACUAUGGGGCAAAACAGACUGGGCUGGCUUCGAUGGUUUCCAACAUGUAAACUAUAUUUCUCCAAUGUUUAUUGAAAACAUAAAUACAUUUGCACAAUGAGAACAUCUUUCAUACAUUGUUAGUUAGCUAGCGAUUUUAGCCAUAUUAGCAUUGACAUGAAAUCAGUCAAACACCCCAAAACAAGACCUGGUAUCAAGAACAAGAUGAAUCUAGCUGAAAUCACUCACAAUUUUCUACGUGGCAGUUUGUCAAUGUUGAUAGUUAUCUGGCCAUCCAGAAUAACAUCAACUCAUGGACUAAUGCCCCAUUGAAGCGUGCGCAUAAUUUGACGUUGUUAGCUAGCCCAUCUAUGGAAUAGCCACCCCGUUAAGCAGACAGCAACUGAUACAUUUUUUUCAAUGGUUAAUGGCCUUAGUGAACUGUCUUCAUUUAUCCACCAUCUUUGGCGCAACGCUUCAGGGGUCCGGAACAUGAUUACAAAUAAUUUGUAGACUGCAAAUUGAACGCAAAAAUCCCAAACAGAUAUUUGACUAAAACAAUCAUUUCAAACCUUGCUUACAUUUGUAUACAAACACAUAUGUCUCUAUUAUGCAUGGUAAUACGUUGGAACAGAUUUCCAAAAUUCUUAUCACUUCGAGCCGAUUUACUGGUUUUUACACUCUUAUGUCCAAUAGAAAACUUGAGGGGCCUAAUAAAAUGUGGCCCGCUAGUUGGGGAACCCUGUUGUAUCGUCUUUGAUGUGGCCGCAUCAUCUGGAAAUAGUUCCUGCAAAUAUGUUGGGAAAUGCAAGUUGUCUGGCAGCUAAAAUGGUGAGGGAACUUCACUCUGUACAAAAUGUGGAUUUAAUAUCUUACCGAGUUUUCACUGGAUUUUGUAGAACCAACUGCAACUGGUCACCGAAUCGGGAACGUUGAAAAAUGUAUUGCGAGGCUUUUCAUUAGCGAACCUCUAACACGGGUGUCAAUCUUGUCCCACGGAGGGCUUAGAGUCUGUGGGUUUUGUUUUUAAGACCUUGACAAUCAGGUGAGGGGAGUUCCUUACUAAUUAGUGACCUUAAUUCCUCAAGUACAAGGGUGGAGCAAAACGCAGCGAACGCUCGGCCUAUGUGGCCAAAUGAGUUUGACACGUACUCUAACGGGUAUGGAGAAUCACAAAUCCCGUUACCAAUUAUGUAGCAAGGCUAUGUUAGGAUACCACCACCUUUCUACGCAACGUUUUGCUUUUACAUCUUGUUGCAAGAUGGAGGCUUUGGCACCGACAAUUGAAGGGGACGGCAUAGUGGCAAAGGUACUUCGGCAGCAGUUGUCUUCAACGGUGUAUAUGCAAACAUGAGGAUGGUCCAUGUCUUGACAUCAGUAGUGGGAUCCAAAUGCGAACUGAAGGUUAAAAAUGGAUUGGUUUAUGACGGAGUGUUUAAAACAUAUGGCCCAGAGUGUGACCUGGUCCUAGAUGCAGCCCACAGGAAGAUCCCUAAGCCCAGCGAGGGCCCACGACAGGAAGACAUUGUGGAAAGCAUCAUCUUCAAGGCUUCUGACGUGGUGGUGGUGCACUUCAGAGACGUGGACCUCAAUUUUGCCAGUAAAAUCUCUACCGACACAGACAACUUCACGGAUACGGCGGUGAGCGGCAGAAUCAACGGGGAGCACAAGGAGAAGGACCUGGAGCCGUGGGAUGGAGGGGAGCAGCAGCAGCACGUUGUCUCAGGCAGCCUGGAGUCCCUGGACACAGACGUGUCUAAUGGAUGGGACCCGAAUGACAUGUUCAAGUACAACGAAGAGCAGUAUGGCAUCAUGUCGACCUACGACAGCAGCCUGUCUACCUACACUGUUGCCCUGGAGCGGGAUAACUCCGAGGAGUUCCUGAAGCGGGAGGCACGGGCAGCCCAGCUGGCGCAGGAGAUCGAGGCCAGUGCCACCUACAAGGCCCGCGUGGCCCUGGAGAACGACGAGCGCACCGAGGAGGAGAAGUACUCAGCCGUGGUGCGCGGAGAGAAGGGAGAGCGGGAGCCACACACACUCAACAGAGAAAACAAGUACAUUCCCCCGGGCCAGAGGAACAGAGAGGGGAUGUCAUGGGGAGUGGGUCGUCAGAACUCCCCCAAGUUGGUCCAGAGCAGCAGCGGACCUCCGCGGCCAGGUCCCCAUGACUACAGCCCCAGCUCUGGAGCCGACCAGCGGGUUGUCAACGGAGGUACCGCCUCGUGGCCAUCUCCCUGCCCAUCUCCCUCCUUGCGUCCUCCUUUUUGCUACCAGUCAGGGCCCUCUCUCCCAACCAGGGUGGCCACACCCACCCGGCCUCCCUCCAGACCUCCCUCGCGGGCUUCCCGGCCCUCGUCUCACCCCUCCACCCACGGCGCUCCAGCUCUCGUCUCCACUAUGCCCAAUAGACGCAUGUCCUCCGAAGGCCCUCCCAGGAUGUCACCGAAGACACAGCGCACCCCACGCACCCACAGAGUUCCCCCUGGGGGUAGAGUACCUCCGGGAGUAGACUUCAUGCCCCACAAUGCUCCAGGAGAGGUGCCUGUGCCCCCGCCAACCCGCAGCAGCUCCGUGGUCAGCGGAGUACACAGGCCUCGCUCCCCUCGGCAGAACAGCAUGGGCGGGGCCACCCCUGGCCCUUCCUCCCUCCCCUUGGCCCAGACUGGGACCACCCCCGUAGAACCUGCUACCACGCAGUCAGCCUCAUCACCCACUGCUGCUAGCCCCGCCCGGGAUAUGGCCGCCACUCCCUCAGCAGAGGCAAAAGAGUCUCGGGUCCAGGAGACGAGACAGAACUCCCCUACGGCCAACAAGGAGAACAUGAAGCCUCUGGAGAGCCCCCCUAGUAUCAGCAGACCCCUCUCUAAAGGACCCCCCUCCGUGGCACCAGACCACAGAAAACAAAUAGACAACUUAAAGAAAUUUAGUGUCGAUUUUAGGUUGCAGUCCAGCUCUAACCCAGAUCCACAGUUUGAGCAGAUGAUGACCAAGCCUUCACCAGAUGCCGCGGGAGAAAAGCCCAAGGAGCUUCCUCUGGACAAGGGUUUGGAGGGGUCUGAGGAGGGCGGGAGCAGUAAGACAGGGAGCAGUAAGACAGGCAGCCCUGGAGCACCAUCCUCCUCUACCCUCUGUCCUGCCACGGAGCAGAAGAGGGGGCCUGACGUGACCUCACAGGGUGUCCAGACAUCUGCACCCACCUUCAGCGGAGGGGCCAAGCCUGAGGACAAAGAAGAAAAGGAGCCAGUCAAAGAUCAAAUCAUGAAGUCGACUCUCAAUCCUAAUGCCCAUGAGUUCAAACCCAGGGUGUUCAAUACUCAGCCCAAGCCGGCCACCACUCCAACCCCCCCGCGGCCCCAGGGCCAGCCCAGCCCCUCCAUCGUGGUGCAGCAGCCCCAACAAGUCUACAGCCAGACGGUCUGCUUCCCCCAGAUGUACCCUCUGACCCCAGUCAGCCCUGGAGUUCAGAAAAGCAUUAUCUGGAAGUCUCCAGCGAUGUACCAUGUCCAGAUGCCUCAUAUGACGGUGAGCCAGUCCAAGCCCUACAGACCAGUAGCCAACAUGCCCCAGCAGAGGUCAGACCAGCACCACCCCCAGGGCACACCCACCAUGAUGCACCCGGCCCAGGCCGCGGGGCAGCCCAUCGUGGCCCAAAGCCCCACCUAUUCAGCCCAGUACUUCACCUGCAGCCCACAGCAGUUUACCAGCCAGCAACUGAUGCAGCAGAUGCCCCACUACCAGUCACAGGCUCAGCAUGUGUUUAGCCCGGUGAUGCAGAGUCAGGCCAGGAUGAUGGCCCCUCCCAACCACGGCCAGCCCGGCCAGCUGGUCUCCUCCUCCACCACCCAGUAUGGCGAGCAGACUCACACCAUGUAUGUGUCACAAGGCCCCAUGCCGCAGCAGUACCAGCACCCCCAACCCUCGGUCACGCCCACAGGCCAGGCCCAGCAGGGCGGGCAGCAUGGGGGAAACCACCCGGCUCCCAGCCCCGUCCAACAGCACCAGGCUGCAGCCGCCCAGGCCCUGCACAUGGGCAACCAGCCCCAGCAGCAGAUGUACCAGGCCCUGGCCCCCACCCCGCCCUCCAUGACCCCGGGGACCAACCCCCAGUCCCCCCAGGGCAGCUUCCCCUCGGCCCAGCAGGCCGUCUACAUCCACCCCCAGCAGAUGCAGCACGGCUACAACCCCUCCCACAUGGCCCACAUGCAGCAGGUGAGCUCCACCUUCAGAAGCCCUUCCCUUCACUCUGAGUACAUACUAUAUGAACAGGCCCAUAUGCAGUCUGGGAUGGUUCCCUCCCACCCUGGCCACCCUCAGAUGAUGCUGAUGGCCACCCAGCAGCCAGGCGGCCACCAGCCCCAACUCCCCCAGAACGCCCUCAACCCCAUCCCGGUGUCCUCCACUACACACUUCUCUUACUUGGCACACCCCCAAGUGCAACAGCACCAUCAGUAGCAGCUGUGGCGGGUGCUACUGAGAACAUUGGACCCCAUAUCCAGGCCUCGCUCUCUUCAAGGGUCUUGACACAGAAGCCACACAGAUCUCUCGUCAUGCUACUACACAUAUGCUUUCCUCUCCCAGUCAUAAAGAAUGUUCAACAGGUUGUUGCAUUGGAGAGGUUUUAUGGAUUAAGAGUUUGAUUAAUAACAGAACGGAUCCCGCGGUCUUCCCCACACACACCUUUUAAGAAACCUGCAGAGGGUCCCUAAUAAAACUUGAUUCAGCUUGCCAAUUAAGAAUUGCGAGAAAGAUAUAAUUAUCUGCACCUUGAUAUGAAAAUUCUUGCAACUUGGACAUCAUUAAUGUUACUGUUUAACAGCUGCUGCAUUCAAGACUUCAGAACAGGUUUUAACCAAACUAAAACAAAUUAAAAUCUUCCUGUAAUUAAUAACAAGUUCGGCCUGAAGGACAAACAUUAUUUAUUAAUUAUGAUGGCUAAAGUGAUCCCACUUCUCACCUGACCAUUAUGUAACUUUUACUUUGUAGAUAAUAUAAAUAAUUUAAAACAUUUGGGGGGGGGAAAUAAAAAAAAGUUUUAAAAACCAGA
Messenger RNA from Salvelinus fontinalis (brook trout), 5194 nucleotides. Its product is annotated as ataxin-2-like. Gene Ontology annotation, biological process: cytoplasmic stress granule assembly. Gene Ontology annotation, cellular component: cytoplasmic stress granule. The transcript is spliced from 25 exons. The record is from RefSeq and is a predicted model, not a curated record. Lineage: Eukaryota; Metazoa; Chordata; Actinopteri; Salmoniformes; Salmonidae. Gene Ontology annotation, molecular function: RNA binding. Bases 1501 to 4602 code for a protein of 1033 amino acids.